GGGCCCGUGGGGCGGGGCUCCCGGGGGCGCAGUGACAAUGGCUACGGACGAGUUGGCGGGGAAGCUGCACCGGCGGCUGCAGAUCGAGGAGGGGGAGGAACCGGCGGCGGCGCUGGAGUCCGGGAGCGGCGCGAUGGACGGCGCGGAGGGGAAGCCGCCCACCGCCAGCGCCGGCACCGAGCUCUCGGCUAAGCUGAGCCGCCGCACGGAGCUCAGUGAGGGUCAGGCGGAGCCGCUGCAGCUCAGCCUCAGGGUCUUCAACCCCUACACCGAGUUCCGGGAGUUCUCCCGCAAACAGAUCCGAGAUAUGGAGAAGAUGUUCCGACAGUACGACGCGGGAAAGGACGGCUUCAUUGACCUGAUGGAGCUGAAGCUGAUGAUGGAGAAGUUGGAGGCACCUCAGACCCACCUGGGCCUCAAGAACAUGAUCAAGGAAGUGGACGAGGACUUUGAUGGCAAACUCAGCUUCCGAGAGUUUCUGCUGAUUUUCCGGAAGGCUGCAGCAGGGGAGCUGGCCGAGGAUGGGGGCCUCCUGGUGCUGGCCCAGCUCUCCGAGAUCGACGUUGCCACCGAGGGAGUGAAAGGCAGCAAAGUCUUUUUUGAAGCCAAAGCAAAAGCCAUUGAGGAUGGAAAUCGCUUUGAGGUGGAGAUCAAGGCGGAGCAGGAGGAGAAGAAGAAACAAGCCGAGGAGAAGAAGCAGCGACGUGAUGCCUUCAAAGAGUUGAAGUCAGCGUUUCACUAGCCCUGCACCCGCCCAGGACUCAGCCUGCCUCACGGGCUGGCACGGGAGCACGGAACAGGGGCUCGGUGCGGGGAAUGUCU
Molecule: messenger RNA, 822 nt
Organism: Callorhinchus milii (elephant shark)
Lineage: Eukaryota; Metazoa; Chordata; Chondrichthyes; Chimaeriformes; Callorhinchidae
Gene: efhd2
Product: EF-hand domain family, member D2
Exons: 4
Coding region: 38-742 (234 amino acids)
Molecular function (GO): calcium ion binding
Source: RefSeq, a predicted model, not a curated record